AUUUACCAAUUUCUGAAACGAAAAGUACAUGUAUUUCCAUAUACUGUACUCUUUUUUUUUUUUUUUUGCAAUGGGAGCUUUCCAUUUUUCAGAUUAGUGUUCUAAGGGAAUAAAGUUUUGUUUCUUUUCCCCCCUUGAAUUACUCUCUGUCCGACGGUCUCUCUUCGCUCCGGUGGGGGUUGGUCUGCUGCUUCGGCUUGUGCACUUCUUUGUUCGGCUUAUCAGUAUCACCACUUGUUUAGGCUUCCUAGUUUGUGAAUUAAGCUUUGUCGAUGAGCUAGUCUGAUCAAUCGUGGUUGUUUGGAUUCUAGCUUUGCUUGUUAAGCGUUGAGAUUCUCUCGACUUUACAAUGGGGGACUCAGAUAAUGCUCAGCAACCUUCCAAAAAGAGAGCUGCUCUCAAGGAGCUCUCUCGUGACAAUCCUGGCCUUGAUGAUGAUGAUGAAGACAUUUCUGCACUCGUGACUGGUACUUUCAAGACUGCAAGUGAGGAGGUGUUGGCUACCCGAAGAAUUGUUAGAGUUAAGCGCAGAGAUCCUUCUGCAGCUGCACCACCACCAGCUUCCAACCCAUUUGCUGGAAUUCGUUUGUUCCCUUUUACUGCUGAAGCUGAAGAAACGAAUAAGCCUUUGUCUGGGUCAAAUUCGACCCCCUCUGAAGGAAAACAAGAGACACAGGAUGAUGGAAGAUGUGAUGCGACCAAGGAAAUUACUGACAGUGGCAAUAAAGAGAAGAGUGAGGCAGUUACUACUGGAGAGGGUGCUGAAGCUGAAAACAAGAUAGAAAGCGAGACAAAAACAAAGACAGAAAUUGAUGUUGCUGCUGGGGAAAAGACUGAAACGGCUAAAGAUGACAAUGACAAUAGCGACUCUAUUAAGAGGACUGACUGUGUUGACAAGGAUUCAGGUGGUAAUCAGACUGAGAAAGAAGGUAAAGAAGGCGAUGGAAAUGAAGACACAGAGAAGAAUGGAGAUAGUGGAGCCUUGAGCUCUUUCCACCAGCACUCCAGUAGCAAAAACGCAUUCACAGGACUUGCUAGUACAGGGUUCUCUUCUUCUUCAUUCUCGUUUGGUUUGGUUCCACAGGAAGGUUCAACUGGGUCUGGGUCUGUGACUGAACAAUCAUCCUUCAGUUUUGGCCUAUCAAACAAUGGAAACUCUUCCCUGUUUGGUGCAUCCGGCUUUACUUCCAUUACCACGAAGAGCACAGCAACUACUACUGCCUUCCCAUCAAAGCAAGAUGUUUCAGUGGAAACAGGAGAAGAGAACGAGAAAGCGGCCUUCACAGCUGAUUCAGUAAUGUUUGAAUAUCUUGCAGGAGGAUGGAAAGAACGUGGGAAAGGAGAACUCAAGGUAAACAUAUCGACGACUAAGGACAGAAAAGCCAGGUUGGUGAUGAGAUCCAGAGGAAACUAUAGGUUGAUCCUAAAUGCAAGUCUUUACCCGGAAAUGAAACUGACGAACAUGGACAAGAAAGGAAUCACAUUUGCUUGUGUGAAUAGUAUAAAUGAAGCCGAGAAAGGUCUCUCUACAUUCGCACUCAAGUUCAAGGACCCAGCUGUAGUGGAAGAGUUCCGAGCAGUUAUCGAAAAACACAAAGAAAGUAAACCUGCCGUAGUAGAAGCAGCAGCUCCUUUAAAGACACCUGAGAACUCGCCAAGGGCUGAAGACGCUUGAAGGUAAAAACUUUGAAACAUCUCGUCGUCUUAGUGUCCUUGUGUUCUUGUCUGUGUUGUUUGAAGUUCAAAUUCGGCAGAGAGAAUAGAGAGGUUAUAUAGAUCACUUGAACUCCCUAUGGAUAUCUUAUUAUGAAUCAAUAUUGGAUGUUACUGUUUUUCUUCAAUAAGCGUUUUAUAACUCAGCA
Messenger RNA from Capsella rubella, 1862 nucleotides. RefSeq names its product nuclear pore complex protein NUP50B. The transcript is spliced from 3 exons. The record is from RefSeq and is a predicted model, not a curated record. Gene Ontology annotation, cellular component: nuclear pore; cytoplasm. Gene Ontology annotation, biological process: intracellular transport. Lineage: Eukaryota; Viridiplantae; Streptophyta; Magnoliopsida; Brassicales; Brassicaceae. The coding region runs from base 350 to 1675 and encodes 441 amino acids. Gene Ontology annotation, molecular function: GTPase activator activity.